Molecule: messenger RNA, 3637 nt
Organism: Centropristis striata (black sea bass)
Lineage: Eukaryota; Metazoa; Chordata; Actinopteri; Perciformes; Serranidae
Gene: kbtbd2
Product: kelch repeat and BTB (POZ) domain containing 2
Exons: 4
Coding region: 731-2629 (632 amino acids)
Molecular function (GO): protein binding
Source: RefSeq, a predicted model, not a curated record
CUCUGGUCUUUCAGGCGCUUAUGAUGCGCUGAAAGGUUGUCCGCUGCUCGGCGCUUCUACACGACUGUUUAAUGUCUAAAUUCGGCUUGAGGAGCUUACUUGGCACUUUUCUACAGACGGGAAAAGCCAUCGCGACCGUCCACUGUGCGUGGAGUCCGCCUACAGUCACUGUAAGGGCGCGUGGAUGUUGAUUGUGUGAGUGGUUAAGUUGAAAAGUGGCUCUAGCUUAUUAAGGUUCAUUUAGCUCGUUGUUAGCCUGCUAGCUAGCGAGCAUGACCGCUCUCUAAACUCGCCUGUCCAAGAGGGUUUUCUACCAAUCUUGUCAUCUCUGGAGCCAUUUCACAGCUGAGACAAGCACUGAUGUAGCAGUGUUGCGACAGUUGUGGUGCUCUCCCUCUACCUCCGCUCCCCAGUGCCUGACUGCAUGACCUCAGACCAGAGAUAGAUCCACCAGGGGAAACAGCCCCUUCCUCACCCGGGACCCCUUUCAUCUGGACUCCUGACUGCGACGCUCAGUCACCGCCUCAAGUUUUUUUUUUUCCCACUUUGGAGUUGAACACCUCCACUUGGGUCAGUGGAGGUGUUGAAGAGCCGCCCCCCCUUCCCCCCUACCCCACCCAUUUAUCCUCUUGAAUCUUUUUUAUAAUAUUUUUUCUCCUGGUUGGCUUGAGCCCGGUUCUGCCGGCCGUGUGACUUUUCGAAACUGGGGCGCGAUUCAUGGGAUGCAACCAUGUCGGAUCUCAGUGAGCGCAGGCCGGUCAACACGGACUACGCUGUCUCCCUGCUGGAGCAGCUCAAGUUCUUUUACGAACAAAAAUUACUGACUGACGUUGUGCUGCUGGUGGAGGACACGGAGUUCCCAUGUCACAAGAUGGUCCUGGCCACAUGUAGCUCCUAUUUCAGGGCGAUGUUCAUGAGCGGCCUCAGCGAGAGCAAACAGACCCACGUCCACCUGAGGAACGUCGACCCGGCCACCCUGCAGAUCAUCAUCACCUACGCCUACACGGGCAACCUGGCCAUCAGCGACCGCACCGUGGAGCCGCUCUAUGAGACCGCCUGCUUCCUACAGGUGGAGGACGUCUUGCUGCAGUGCAGAGACUACCUGGUGAAGAAGAUAAACGCUGAGAACUGCGUCCGCAUGCUGAGCAUCGGCGACUUGUUCAGCUGCAGCGAGCUAAAGCAGAGCGCUAAGCGCAUGGUGGAGCACAAGUUCCCCAUGGUGUACAGGCAGGAGGCCUUCCUCCAGCUCUCCCACGAGCUCUUGAUAGACGUCCUGAGCAGCGACAACCUCAACGUGGAGAAGGAGGAGACGGUGCGUGAGGCGGCCAUGCUGUGGCUGGAGUACAACAUGGAGGCGCGGUCGCAGCAUCUGUCCUCGGUGCUCAGUCAGAUCCGCAUCGACGCGCUGUCUGAGGUGACGCAGCGAGCCUGGUUCCAAGGUCUGCCGCCCAACGACAAGUCUGUUGUGGUGCAGGGCCUCUACAAGUCCAUGCCCAAGUUCUUCAAACCUCGGUUAGGCAUGACCAAGGAGGAGAUGUUGAUCUUCAUGGAGGCCAUGUCCGAAACGCAGGGCGAUGGAUAUGUAAUGGCUGGCUCUUUGCCCACUACGGUGGUGUGUUACAGCCCACAAGCGGAGAAAGUGUACAAGCUCAACAACCCCCCGGGAGACCUGCAGAAGGUGGGGACCCUCGUUACACCAGACAAUGAUGUGUUCAUCGCCGGCGGACAGAUCCCUCUCAAAAACUCUAUCAACAACCACGGCAAGAGCGGAAAGUUACAGGCGGUCUUCCGCUCGGUCGAUAGUUUCUUCUGGUUUGACGCCCAACAAAACGCCUGGGUACCCAAAACCCCCAUGCUGUGUGCCCGAAUCAAGCCCUCCCUGGUCUACUGUGAGGGCUACAUCUAUGCAAUCGGGGGCGACAACGUCGGAGGAGAGCUGAACAAGCGAACGGUGGAGCGCUACGACUGCGAGAAGGACGAGUGGAGCAUGAUGAGCCCGCUGCCCUUCGCCUGGAACUGGAGCACCUCCGUGGUGGCGCACGACUGCAUCUACGUGAUGACCCACGACCUGAUGUACUGCUACUUCCCCCGCGCGGACACCUGGGUGGAGAUGGCCAUGCGCAAGACCAGCCGCUGCUUCGCCUCCGCCGCUGCUUUCGGUGACCUCAUUUUCUACAUCGGCGGCCUCCACGUGGUCAGCAACUCUGGCAUCCGCCUGCCCACGAGCACCAUCGACGGCUCCUCCGUCACCGUUGAGAUCUACGACGUCAAUAAGAACGAGUGGCGCCUGGCCGCCAACAUCCCCGCUAAGCGUUAUUCGGACCCGUGCGUGCGGGCGGUGGUGCUGCUCAACUCGCUGUGCAUUUUCAUGCGCGAGACCCACAUGAACGAGCGCGCCAAGUACGCUAUCUAUCAGUACGACAUGGAGCUGGACCGCUGGUACCUGCGGCAGCCCGUGUCCGAACGGGUGCUCUGGGAUCUGGGGAAGGACUUCCGCUGUGCGGUGGGGAAGCUGUACCCCUCCUGCCUGGAGGAGUCCCCUUGGAAACCCCCAACCUACCUCUUCUCCCCCGACGGAGCCGAGGAGUUCGAGGUGGACGGGGAGCUGGUGACCCUCCCUCACGUAUAGCUCUUAACCUCUCCUCCCCUACCUCGCUGACUGAACCAGGAAUCUGUAACGCUGAGGGAUGAACAUGAGGGGGGGGCAGACCAGUUCUCUAAGAUAUGAAAGGGUCUGACGUUCUCGGCUACAGAUGUCGCUGGUGAACAAUGCAGCCCAAAACAAGCUCGAAAAGAUGCCCCCUCAAAAAUACUAGUAAUCUGAAAAUUUGUUUUUUUUUUCUUAUUAUUAUUUUGUCAGUUGUGACAUCUGUUAGAUAUUAUUACAAGUCUGUCAUACUGUUUCUACAAUGUGAUAAUCUAAACGUCAACUGAUUUUGUGAUGAUGAGGAUGAUGAUGCACUUAACUGGUAAACCUUCUCGGAAUGACAAUGGCAACUGUACCAAAAUCCCCCAGCCCCCCUCCGAUCAUGGCUUCUCUCUCUUCCCCUGUCUCUCUUCUCUCACCACUGAUAAAGGUACACUCAGUGGGAAUCUAUAAGUUCAGAGUAUAAAGCAUCACCUGGUGGCUUGAAAGGCUCUCUGAAAAGUUAGUUUGCGCCUUUAUGGAAGGCAGCACUCGUAUUCCGCCUAAACUCACAGCAUUUACAAUAGAUUUUAAUAGAGACCCAGUAUCAAAAUGUUCUAUAGAAACUUCUCAAACCCCAGUUUGUGUAGCAUCGGGGAUUUGAGAAACUUUUAUACAUGUUUGAAUAUUGAGCUUAUGUUGUCUGACCAAAAACAAAAUGUUAUCAGGAGCUUUUCUUAGUAGAUAGUUUCCUUAGUUUAUAGGGAGAUGGUUCAGUGGUUAUCGCGUAACAAACUCCAUCUGUUUCUGGUUAGUUUUGGUUUUGGUGCUUUUGUCAAACUACUGAUUAAUCAAUAAUUAACUUUUAAGCUAAAUUGUUGUUACGUGAUAAUUAAACAGUCACUAUGGCAACUAAGCAAACUAUCUACUGACAUUUUAAAGCUCUGGAAAAAUUCUGUCUUUUUGAUCUGGACUGCUACCAAAUAUUUUUUUUGCAUUGGCGAUCAAUUU